This is a messenger RNA of Eucalyptus grandis, 3942 nucleotides long. RefSeq names its product receptor-like protein EIX2. Gene Ontology annotation, molecular function: protein binding. Lineage: Eukaryota; Viridiplantae; Streptophyta; Magnoliopsida; Myrtales; Myrtaceae. The record is from RefSeq and is a predicted model, not a curated record. The transcript is spliced from 2 exons. Bases 71 to 2131 code for a protein of 686 amino acids.
CGAGCUCAAUCUAUCUUGCAAUCAAAUUACUGGGCCCUUGCCAGAAUGGUCGGCCAACUUGACGUUUUCCAUGCUCGAUCUAUCUUACAAUCAGAUUACUGGGCCCCUGCCAGAAUGGUCGGCCAACUUGACGUUUUCCAUGCUCGAUCUAUCUUACAAUCAGAUUACUGGGCCCCUGCCAGAAUGGUCAGCCAACUUGACGUUUUCCAGGCUCGAUCUAUCUUACAAUCAAAUUACUGGGCCCCUACCAGAAUGGUCAACCGACUUGACGUCUUCCAGGCUUGAUCUAUCUUACAAUCAGAUUACUGGGCCCCUGCCAGAAUGGUCAGCCAACUUGAUGUUUUCCGAGGUCGAUCUAUCUUACAAUCAGAUUACUGGGCCCUUGCUAGAAUGGUCAGCCAACUUGACGUUUUACGAUAUCGAUCUAUCUAAUAAUCAGAUUACUGGGCCCCUGCCAGAAUGGUCGGCCAACUUGACGUUUUACGAUAUCGAUCUAUCUAAUAAUCAGAUUACUGGGCCCCUGCCAGAAUGGUCGGCCAACUUGACGUUUUUCACGCUCAAUCUAUCUUACAAUCAAAUUACUGGGCCCCUGUCAGAAUGGUCAGCCAACUUGACGUUUUCCUGGCUCGAUCUAUCUAACAAUCAGAUUACUAGGCCUUUGCCAAAAUGGUUAGCCAACUUGAUGAUUCAUGAGCUCGAUCUAUCUUACAAUCAGAUUACUGGGCCCUUGCCACAAUGGUCAGCCAACUUGACAAUUUCCAAGCUUGAUCUAUCUUACAAUCAGAUUAUUGGGCCAUUGCCCAACAUGUCUAUUAAUUGUUCCUUUUUAGAUCUCUCCCACAACUUGAUCUUUGGACCUCUUCCGAUAGAUAUCGGUAUUAGGUACCAAGUAUAUGAUUUGCAUCUCAAUGAUAACCUGAUCAAUGGUACUCUACCGUCAUCAUUAUGCAACAUGGAGCUGGUUGAAUUAAAUCUUGCCAACAAUAGCCUAUCCGGAAGUAUUCCAGACUGUUGGAAGAAUUCUUUAUCAUUCUUGACUUUGUCAUUUAAUAAGUUGUCCGGAAUAAUUCCUAGCUCACUUGGAUCAUUGCCCUACCUUAUUAGCCUACACUUGAAUGGAAACCAUCUCAAUGGGGAGCUUCCUCAAGCUUUAGGUUAUUGUACACAUCUGGUAAUUUUAGACCUUGGAGAGAAUAAUUUGUCUGGAAGCAUUUCGACAUGGUUUGACGAAAGCUUUCAGUCCUUGUUGAUCCUGAGGCUACGGGAGAAUAGAUUUGUCGGCAGCAUCCCUUCACAACUCUGUUCACUAUCAAGAUUGCAAAUAUUAGAUAUGGCAAUGAACAAUUUGACGGGAACGAUCCCACAUUGUCUUGGCAAUAUGAGCAGCAUGACCAACUUCAAUCAAAGCAUUCCAUUUGGAUCGAGAAUUUUAAGUCUAGAUUGGGAUCAAGAGCACGUGGUUGAGAUCAUAAAGGGAAGAUAUAACGAAUACACCAGAAUUGUUUUGCAACUUGUGGUCAAUUUGGAUCUCUCUAGCAACUUUUUGAAUGGGUUAAUUCCCGAAGAACUUUCUUUCCUCUCAGGAUUGCAUGGCUUGAACUUGUCUCACAACCAUCUCUCUGGAAAUAUUCCCAUUGGCAUUGGGAACAUGACGUCACUCGAGUCUCUUGAUCUUUCAAACAACUACCUCUCAGGGACAAUUCCACAAGGCAUUUCAGAGUUAACAUCCCUAGCCCACCUCAACUUGUCACAAAACAACUUGAAUGGGCAGAUUCCAAAAGGAAAUCAAAUUCAAACACUCGAUGAUCCUUCCAUUUAUGCUAGCAAUCCUCUACUAUGUGGUGAUCUUCUGAGAAAAAAAUGCCUCGGAGCUGAGGCGCCUCAACCACCGAAAAUCUCUCACCCAAAAGAUACACAUGAAGAGGAUAAGCUUGAUAAGGCAUUGUUCUAUGUGGUUGUAAUGCUUGGAUUUGCAACUGGGUUCUGGGGCUUUUUCGGAGUUUUACAGUUCAAGAAAGAUUGGAGACUUGCAUAUUUCAGCUUUGCGGAUCAAGCAACAAACAAGGCUUAUGUGACCAUAGCAGUGAAGGUAGCCAAGUUGAAGAGAGUGAGACUGUCAGGAAGCACAUAAGAAAGGAGCAAUCUCGUGCUCUCUCCCCUGCCUUUAGUUCUUCAUUUUAGGUUUACUUAGAACUUGUGCUCGUGUGAUCUCUUCCCUUCCAUGAGUUUGCUUAUUCAGGUAAUUUAAUUAGCAUUCUAUGAUGUCUAUUCUCAAAACACUACUCUUUCUACUUUGUCUUCCUAGCCAAACUAUGCUUUCUACUCUCUCUCUUUUCAGCCUAAAUAUGAUUUCUAUGCAACUUCUUUUCCCUGUUAAUGAGUGCUCGUUCAGACAGAUUUAAAUGGGCCUCAACAUUGACGGGCCUCCAAUUCUUGGAUCAUGAGAGGAUGGGUAGGGAAGCACGCAAAUGGAUUCAAAACUAGAAAAUUUCCGCCUUGGUUGAAUUUUAAAGCUGCUGGAAAUUUUCCAAUCUUCUUGGUAAAAAAUUGUGGCCGAUAUACUAAUCUUCCGCUAAAAUAGUAACUUGCGAAUAUCUUUAAAUUUCGCAAGUGGUUUUGUAUAUCACCGUGAAUUGACCAAUCUCCUAAUUGAUUUAGCCCAUUACCAAGUUUUUUCAAGUUUUACGGGCGGGGUCUAUAAACUACCAGCACUACAAGCAGUCCACUAACAUCCUGAAAAUUUGUAAAUUACCAACUUCUCGGAAAUUAUCGACAUUUCACGAUUUUGCUAGCUCCUUUGAAAUUAUGAGUGUCCUUUGUAAUGUACUAAUAUUAUAAUACAUUUACCAACGUUAAUUUGAAAUAGUAAUUUAUUUUAGUGUUGGUACUUUAAUUACGGCCCUGGCAAAAUUCCAAAGGAGUUGGUAAUUUAUUAUUUCAUUUGAAAGUCGAGAAAUUUCUUAUAGUGGCGAUAAUUUUCUAAAGGACUACUCAACAUUUGAGUGUUGGUCAUAUUAUUUUUACCUACGGUAUUAAACAUCUAUCAACUAAGUCAGAAAUCAACUAAUAAAAGGAAAAUUUUGUAGCUUUUUAAACGGCUAGAUCAUAGUAAGCUGGUCCCCUAAAGCUGAUUGGGUUUUUUUAUUUUUUUAUUUUAUUUUCAUCUGGAAGCUAAUGUGACGGCCCAAACGGCGGUGCGCGAGGAGGAGGGAUGGCAGUGCGUCCGCGCUUCAGUCCCCAGAUGUGCGCAGGGAAGGGAUCUCUCUCUUGUCCCGCAUCGCAUAGGGGGGAGUCUUGGGCUAGUUUAUAAAGAUUGGUCCCUCUAAUCUGUGUAACGCGUUUCACGUACGCUUCCGCUAUGCUGAGAAGAAACCCAUGAGGGAGGACAACAUUACACAGUGGGGCCCAGGUCCUUACAAAUGGUAUCAGAACCGACUCCCGACCACGUGUGAGGCCAUAACGAGGGUGCCGUGCUCCCAAGGGGAGGAGGGUUGCGGGUGUGAGGCCAUAACGAGGGUGCUAUGCUCCCAAGGGGGGGAGAGUGUGCGGGGAGGGGGGCCCGGGUCCUUACAAAUGGUAUUAGAGCCGACUCCCGAUCGCAUGUGAGGCCAUAACGUGGGUGCUGUGCUCCCAAGGGGAGGAGGGUUGCGGGUGAAGGGCGUUGAUUUGCCUAUUGGAAAUGGAACUAAGAGUGUGACCGCCCAGAUGGCGGUGCGUGGGGAGGAGGGUUGCAGGUGAAGGGCAUUAAUAUUGGCUAUUGGAAUCAGUGUCCAAAGCGGAAAAUGAAGGGUGUUGAUUUGCCUAUUGGAAAUGGGGAUAGUUCCAAUUCUCAAUAUUUGGACAGGAUGAGUUUUGCUCGGAAGCUUAUGUUCUUUCAGCGACUAUAUAGAAUCUGAAUUUAACCUUACAUAAUGAUAAAAUUCGGGAUGCUGAUCAAAUUUA